CUCUGUGUGUGUGUGUCAGUUUCAGCAGGAGCUCAUCAUGUCUCUCCCCGCCGGUCAUCGUUCUGUACCUUCCCCCUGCUGACCAGGGAGAGAAGGAGCUGGUCCAGCCCUAGAAAUAACUACAUCUCUCUGUCCCCGCACAGACGUUAGGGAAAAAACAACAACCAAAAUUCCAAGAAACAGCCCACCCAGCAACAUGGCACAUGCAGCUCAGCUCAAUAUCCUGGAGCAGAACUGCCCCAUCCAGGUGGAGCACGAUCGCAGGAGGAGACAAUUCACAGUGCGGCUGAAUGGUUGCCACGACAGGGCAGUGUUGCUGUACGAGUACGUGGGGAAGAGGAUAGUGGACUUGCAGCACACGGAGGUACCAGACGCCUACCGAGGAAGAGGAAUAGCCAAGCACCUGGCUAAGGCAGCCCUGGACUUUGUGGUCGAAGAGGACCUCCGAGCUCACCUGACGUGCUGGUACAUUCAGAAAUACGUCAAGGAGAACCCCCUGCCGCAGUACCUGGAACACUUACAGCCUUAA
Messenger RNA from Emys orbicularis (European pond turtle), 529 nucleotides. RefSeq names its product N-acetyltransferase domain containing 1 (gene NATD1). The record is from RefSeq and is a predicted model, not a curated record. Lineage: Eukaryota; Metazoa; Chordata; Testudines; Emydidae. The transcript is spliced from 3 exons. The coding region runs from base 197 to 529 and encodes 110 amino acids.